Messenger RNA from Cylindrotheca closterium, 468 nucleotides. NCBI's taxonomy places the organism in Eukaryota, Bacillariophyta, Bacillariophyceae, Bacillariales, Bacillariaceae. The record is from the annotation of a GenBank genome assembly.
AUGAUCUCCGAAAUAAGCUUCAAUAGCCUGUGCAUUCAAGAGGGGCUCCAAGAAGAAUUCGGAACAAGCAUUGUUGAGCACAAAGAUAGUUCUAGCAGUGUCACCACCGUUCUUGAGACUCUACCAUCGUUUGAAAGCAUGGAUACCCUGGAAGCGAUGCCAAAGAAGGGCAUCCUGAAGGCAACGAGCUGCAUCCCCCCAAGCGCCAUCGAGACACACAUUCACGUUUGGGUGCAACAGCCCAUUCCCGGUUCCCUACCCUCAACUACUUCACGAAGGCAAAGGAGACGAGGUCACGGAGAGACAACUUUCAACAGGUAUGAUCGAGUCAAGACGACUCGCUUCCCUCUUUUGGAAGACGAUCGCGACAGAAGAAGACACAAAAUGAAACAAGAGCGAGUGCGAAAACAGCAUCCAAAGAAGACUGUUGACGAGCAGUGGGUGUUAACCUGCAAGUUCUUGUGGUGA